This is a messenger RNA of Taeniopygia guttata (zebra finch), 946 nucleotides long. The record is from RefSeq and is a predicted model, not a curated record. Lineage: Eukaryota; Metazoa; Chordata; Aves; Passeriformes; Estrildidae.
AGGUGUGUCCGUGUGUCGCCAGGUGUGUCCAGCUGUGUGCAUCCUCCGUUCCCAUUCCCAUUCCCGUCCCUGUUCCCGUUCCCGUUCUCGCCCCCGGUUCACGCCAGGUCCACCCCCGGAUCGCCCCCGGUUCACCCCCGGACCGCCCCCGGAUCGCCCCGGCGCGGGGCUCAGCCGCCGAUGGGAUUUGGGAGCUCACGGCGCUUCACCCCCGCGGUCCGGGCACGACUCCGGGCAGGGCCGGGGGUCCCCUGUGCCACCCCGAGCACCCCUUGUGCCACCCUGAGCGCGCCCUGCGCCACCCAGGCCGCCCCUCCAUCCCCCGCAGCGCCCUCAGCGAGGUGCCAGCCCCCCUUGGCAUGGCCCCACCCUUCCCAAAGCCCCCGGGGCGGCCCCAGUCACCCCAAACUGCCCCACGGGCCCCCCACCCAGGGCAAGGGCCAUGUUCUCCAUCACCAUCAUCACCCUCGUAGCCAUCACCAUCCUCCUCCUCACCUUCCACAUCAUCCGUGAGCUCUGCCAGGACCCGGUGCCGCCCCCCGCCUACAGGAGCCCGCAGAGCCCCGCGCCCGGCCCGCCCCACCGAGACCCCCGUGGCUCCGUGCCCCCCGCGCCCACCCUGCUGCCCCCGGUGCCCCGCGCCGCCGUCCCCGCGGGGCCGGAGCCGCCGCCCUACAGCGAGGUGACAGCCAAGCCCUUCCUGUACCCCCUGCUCGGGGGGCCGUGCCCCGAAUGCGGCCACAACCCCGCAGCUCAGCCCCCCUUCAGCACCCGGACCUAGAGGUGACCCCCUCCAAGGACAGCUGGUGACAACUCUCGCCUUCACUCGGGGGGACACGGACCCUUCAGGACCGCCUGGAUGGCCUGGCCUCACGGCCCCUCGUUUCCCCAAGCUGCCCCACUGAGAAUUCCCCUAUUUAUUUAUUAUAUUUAAAAGUGUGAAGAA